Messenger RNA from Closterium sp. Naga37s-1, 1671 nucleotides. The record is from the annotation of a GenBank genome assembly. Lineage: Eukaryota; Viridiplantae; Streptophyta; Zygnematophyceae; Desmidiales; Closteriaceae.
AUGGCUUCACCGACAACCGACGGCAAGAAGGAGAGCUCGCACCACCACCAUCACCACGCCUCCUACAACGCGAUCCGCGGAAACCUCGAGCGCGCGCUGCGCGGAAGCAUCGAGCGGAUGCGCGGGGCGCGGGGGAGCAUCGAGCGCAACGCGACCGCCGUCGGCGGAAACCUCGAGCGUGCCAUCCGCAUUGCGCGCGGAAACCGCCAAUUGCCCGCCUACCUCCUCUUCCUUGUCGCGCUGAUUUCCCUAUCGCGCCCUCCUUUCUCCCAUCCCUGCUCCCAUCCCUGUCCCCCUCCUCUACCCCCUUCCCCUGCCCCCUCCAUGUUCCCCUCCCUGUUCCCCUCCCUGUUCCCCUCCCUGUUCCCCUCCCUGUUCCCCUCCCUGUUCCCCUCCCUGUUCCCCUCCCUGUUCCCCUCCCUGUUCCCCUCCCUGUUCCCCUCCCUGUUCCCCUCCCUGUUCCCCUCCCUGUUCCCCUCCCUGUUCCCCUCCCUGUUCCCCUCCCUGUUCCCCUCCCUGUUCCCCUCCCUGUUCCCCUCCCUGUUCCCCUCCCUGUUCCCCUCCCUGUUCCCCUCCCUGUUCCCCUCCCCUGACCCCCUCACUACCCCUCCUGCUUCCUUCUCUGCUCCUCUUCUGCUUCCUUUCCUGCCCCCCUUCCUGCCUCCAUCCCCUGCCCCCUUCCCGAUCCCUUCCUGCCCCUUCCCAAUCCCUUCCUGCCCCUCCCGAUCCCUUCCUGCCCCUCCCGAUCCCUUCCUGCCCCUCCCAAUCCCUUCCUGCCCCUCCCGAUCCCUUCCUCCCCCUCCUGAUCCCUUCUUGCCCCUCCUGCCCCCUUGCCUUGCCCUCUCCUCUCCCUGCUAUAUCUAUUCCUCCACAUCCCUCCUCUUUCCCCAGCCACCUCCCCUUCACGCCGCUACAGGGCUUCAGAGCAGCAACCCCGUCCGUCCCCAUCCCUCCAUUCUCUGCGUUCCCAUCUCUUCCUUUCCUUCCCCACCCACCCUCCCUCCCCCAGCCAUCUCCCCUUCACGCCGCCACAGGGCUUCAGGGCAGCCGCCCCGUCCGCUCAUCUCGCCACUCUCAUCGCUCCCAAGCUCGAGCCAGCAGCAGCGCUGGCAGAGGGGGAGAGGAGGGGAAGGAGGGAGAAGAGGGAGAGUCUUGAUUCUACCCCCUCAUUGCUCCCAUCCGUCCUCUCCUGCCUUCCUCCCUCCUUCCCUUCCCCCGCUCCUCCCCCACCUUCUCCUACCCCAGCCACCUUCCCUUCACUCCCUUGCAGGCCUUCAGGGCAGCCGCCCCGUCCGCCCAUCUCGCCACUCUCAUCGCUCCCAAGCUCGAGCCAGCAGCAGCGCUGGCAGAGGGGGAGAGGAGGGAAAGGAGGGAGAAGAGGGAGACCACCUUCCCUUCACUCCCUUGCAGGCCUUCAGAUCAGUCGCCCCAUCGGCCCAUCUCGCCACUCUCAUCGCUCCCAAGCUCGAGCCAGCAGCAGCGCUGGCAGAGGGGGAGCGGAGGGACGUGCAACUGAUCAUUCGGAAUCUCACUUCCUCUACGGAUUUCGGGUUCGCCUCCUGCGAUGCACCUGAGGGGGCGCAUGGGAUGGCAUGGGUGGUGGUGGCAGCAGCACUGGCAGAGGGAGAGGAGGGAUGUGCAGCCGAUAAUUCGAAAUCUCAUUGCUUCUAA